Trachymyrmex cornetzi is the source of this 1751-nucleotide messenger RNA. It is a transcript of the gene DCAF12, whose product is annotated as DDB1 and CUL4 associated factor 12-like protein. Gene Ontology annotation, molecular function: protein binding. The transcript is spliced from 7 exons. Bases 262 to 1641 code for a protein of 459 amino acids. The record is from RefSeq and is a predicted model, not a curated record. Lineage: Eukaryota; Metazoa; Arthropoda; Insecta; Hymenoptera; Formicidae. Gene Ontology annotation, cellular component: Cul4-RING E3 ubiquitin ligase complex.
AGAGGGAAAGAAAGAAGGGAGGAGACGUUAAAACUAGCGAAUAUCUCUCGUAAGAGACUGCUUAUAUUCAUAGUAAAAAGUAUUGUUUAAGUCGCAAAUAUUGUUGCCAAUAUAGAAUCUUUUUUUUCUUUAUUUGACAUAAAUAAUUAUUACAGGUUUUGUUUUUAUUUUCACUAAGAUUUUCCUGUUCAAUAAUAAUACUCAGUGUUCCUUGCAAGUUGCCUGAAUAUUGUAAAGUCCGUUAAACAUUAAAUUAUAAUAAUGGCUGAGACACAAAGAAUGACUGUGUACGGAAGACAUCCUCCGUGUGCUUAUAGCAGCAGAUUAGACGAUCGCCGAUCUAAAAGGAUGGCAUUACGACAUGAAAGAAAUAGAAAGCCGGAUAAGCCGGAUGAUUUCGUAUGUUACGAGUCGAGUGACGAUGAAGCCGAGACGGUGACCGAAGGCAAACAGUUCCUGAGAACAUCCUUCAACUUCGUAGAUUAUGUACGCGCACGCGAAACGAAUACGCGCGAAGUGCGGAAUAUCAAUCAGGAAUACGGUUCCCGUCAUAUAUUGACGCACGAUUUAUUCAAGGAAUAUUCGGUCAGCUUGAACAACAUGAACAAAGUAUUCUGUUCGCAGUGGUUAAGUGAUAGACAAGUAGUAUUCGGUACAAAGUGCAAUAAGCUUAUGGUUUAUGACGUAGCGACGCAAAAAUUAGAUCAAAUUCCGUCUCUUCACGGAAGACAGCUCAGUCCGGGCGGUAACGUUAUGCCCGAGCAGCAAUGUGGCAUUCAUUCCGUUCAAAUUAAUCCUUCGAGAACUCUUUUAUCCACCGGCGCAAGAAAUAGUAAUGAAAUAGCGAUCUAUAGAUUACCGACUUUGGAUCCAGUUUGCGUCGGCGAAAGUGGCCAUAGAGAUUGGGUAUUCGAUAUGUGCUGGUUGGAUGACGAAUUUUUAGUGUCCGGUUCUAGAGAUACGAAAAUGGCUCUAUGGCGUAUUGAUAGUGAUCUCGCUGAAGCUCCCGAUAAAGCAGAUGUGCCUACACAUAGAUUGAUUCAGCCUGUCUGCGUGAAAGAAUGCAAGUCCGCACAGAAAGUCCGAGCGCUAGCAUUCAAUAAAGCAUACAAGGAGAUCGCAGCGUUGACCCUCAAUAGCUUUAUACAUAUCUGGUCGGCCGAAUCCUUCAAACAGAAAAUAUCUAGAAAACUGCCAGCCUGCCAGGAAAAUGUUUGUCUUGCUGUACAAGACGAUGGUGUGUACGCAAUUGGAUGUAGGUCUUAUACUCUUCUACUGGACGCACGUACAUUGCAACCAAUUAAAAAAAUACCCUCAAGAUAUAGCGGUUGUGGUAUUAGAUCAGCAAGUUUUCAAGGAUCUGUUCUAACUAUUGGAACUGGACUAGGAAUGCUUAUGUUCUACGAUGUUAGAGCUCAAAAAUAUCUAGAAUCUUCUAUAAAUUCUAAUAGAACUGUUGUGUUAAAAGCUUCAAAAGGAUAUGUGUUUCCGGAUGAAGAAUAUAUAGAUGGUUUUCAAAAUGUAAAAUACACUCCCGCCAUUUAUACGCAUUGCUAUGAUGCAUCGGGUACUCGACUAUUUACAGCAGGUGGUCCAUUGCCUGCAAAUCUAUACGGCAACUACGCAGGAUUAUGGCAAUGAAGAUUUAAGCAAAUGAAACAAAAAAUUGAUUAAUCCUACAUAUUACAUGGAAAACUUGGAAGUAGAAAUAAUUUAUAUUUGAAAUAACUUAACGGUUAUAUCGAAUCUGU